GUCUAGCUAAAGCAGUGUUCUGAGUGGGUGUGUGAAACGGUGCUCCUGAUGGCAGGAGAUAAUCACGGGGCAUCGUCCCUGUUUCGUAGGGCAGAACAAAUUAGAAGGUGGAAAGAAAGUGAAACAAACAGACAAGAAUAUAGUGAUAGUCCUAGAAAGAAAGCAGUGAAGUUCAGUGACGAGUGUAUAUUUUUAGCAGCCGCGGCUGCUGGCGAUACAGAUGAACUCGUACAGCUGCUUCAAAGAGGAGCAGACAUAAAUACUGUUAAUCAAGAUGGUAUCACGGCGUUACAUGCAGCAUGCAUAGACAACAACCUGAGCAUCGUCGAGUUCUUAGUGGACGCGGGGGCAGACAUCAACAGGAGCGACAUGGAGGGCUGGACGCCCCUGCACGCUACCGCCUCUUGUGGCUCCCUCACCAUGGCUAAGUUCCUCAUAGACCGAGGGUCAGACCUCUCACUAGUCAACAACGACGGAGAGCUGCCGGUGGACGUGGUGGACGAGCCUGCCAUGGCCACGCUGCUGGCUCAGGAGAUGGCCGCCAGGGGCAUAGAUGGCAAGACGGCGCGCAGUGCAGAGGAGCGCUGUAUGCUGCAGGACGUGACGCAGUGGCUGCACGAGGGCUGCCCUCACGACGCCCCUCACCCCAAGACGGGGGCCACCGCCCUGCAUGUCGCUGCUGCUAAGGGCUACACUAAAGUCAUGAGGCUGUUGCUGGACGCGGGGUGUAACGUGAACGCCCCAGAUCUGGACGGCUGGCGCCCCCUGCACGCCGCCGUCCACUGGGGGCAGACCGAGGCUGUGGAGCUGCUGUGUGACGCCCUUGCAGACCUUGAUGCCCUUAAUGCGGUGGGACAGACCCCUGCAGACCUCGCAGACCCCUCCAUCAGACCUCUGCUCGAUGAGAUGAGACGUAAACAUCAGAACAGACACAACCGCAAGCGCAAGCCGUCGCCGUCGCGGGAGUCUGGGCGACGUAAGGAGAGCAGCGGCGCCCGCGACACGGAGAACGGGCCUAGGGACCGGCCCACUGAGAACGGUGCAGUGAACAGCGCCACGCCCUUAGACGCUUCAGAAGUCCAGAGCUGGCGCAGACCCUCGUCCCUCAAGGGGGCUAGACCAUCCAAGGAAAACAACGGCAGUCCCGUGGUCGGUCGCGAGCCUCUGACUGAGCGCUCGUUAUCCACGCCCAACAACCUGGAAGACAACAACAGUGACAACAACAAGCUUGUUGUCACCCCCGUCAGACGUACUGUCUCUUUUGACAGGGAGAACAGAGAUUCUUCGACAGCCUCCAGUCCGUCGCUUAAUCCAGACCACAUCCUACCCAUCGCUCAUCAAGCCAAGCCUGAGCUGUCAGAUGCUUACGACAGCGCAUUAGUUUGUCAGUUUAUUGAUGGUGAUAUGGAGGAAGAUGAGCUUGAGUUGUCCAUGUCGCAGUCACUGAUAAAUGUCACUGAUGACAACAAGCCUCUUUCAAAUAUCAAUGAAAAAAAUGUUGGUUCAAGUGUUGGUUUUUCUUCUCAUGGUUCAGAGGCGAAUUUUUCCCAAUCUGUCUCGAGAUAUGAUUCUAAUCUAGAGAUCUCGAACGAGUCGUCUCGUUCUACACCCGUCUUGAAGUCUCCUCUCAAAUCGUCCAUCAACACACCAACAGCCAGUCAUCAAACUCAGCUUGAAAAACAUGAGAAUGAACAUUUUGCAGCUUCCUCAGCUAGUCUAACCAGACGUACGCUGCCUCAUAUUCCUGAUUCUCUUUCUUCGGUCACCCCGCUUGUUGGGGAUCUGGAUACCUUAGCCACAGCUGGGCUCGCUGUGGCAGAUCUUCCCGCUUCUGUUUCAUCACCUUCAUCUAUGGGUAAAAAUGUAGGUAAUUCCGUGCAGACUGUAAAUUCUAGUGCUAAAACGAGUGAUGGUGCCAAUCACACGUACAGUUUGGCGCACGGUAGUGUUAGUACCUCUGUUCUUCGUAACACUGAAGACUUGGAGACCCUCGACUUCGAUUCAUAUCCUUUACUUGAACAUGAACAAAAAACGAGUUCAAACCCAACAGGCAUAAAGAGUUCCCAUUCCCAUACAUCCAAUGUAGCCAUGUCGAACUACUUCGUUGAUGCUAACCAAAAUAGAGUCACCGAUGAAGAGAAGGCCUCAGCUGCUGUCUUACAUUCACCGAUGGUCCUUCACGUUGACGGUGACCAACAUCAGGAUUCCAUCACCAACAUUCGCGUCGAAUCCAAACGAAGUGCUGAAGGUACCGACCAAGACACUGAAAGCAAGUUCCUGAAAAGAGAAACACGACCGUCAUCAAAGCCACAAUGUGAUAAUGAAGCAGUUUCCGAUAUAAAUUCUUCUGCGCAUACGAGUUCGCCGAGAAACCUUGAACCUUCACACCUCGAAUCCAAGUUUAAGAUCUCUGACACAAAUUCUAGGUCUGACACAAAUAUGGGCUCUGACAAUGCGCACGAUGUUAUCAAACUGAAAUUGGGACUUAGAAAAUCCCUUUCCUCUGUUCCGGACAACAUUAAAAUGAACUCUUCGCGCAGCAGCAGCUGCAGUAGAAGCGAUGUCUUCAAUACCUCAGGGCCCGCCGUGUCUGUCACCUCCCCACGUAAGAACGGUUCCUUAUUGGACGCCGACAAUGAACCGACCAAGCCGCGAGCGUGGUCAAGUAUAAGUAAUCUCUCUCACUUGAGGGCUGAUGAUCUAAUGGAUGAACCAAGUCAUUUCGAGCCUCGCAAGCCUCGCGUACAAUCAACAAGAAGUCGAUUUUCUUCUCAAGACAACCCCUCUUCCGUGGCACAAACCACUGUCCCUGCCUCUACCGCCGAUACCAGCGUCGGCCUGAAGCGGAUUCGUUCUAUCCAUGGCAAUCCUGGUUACUACAAUUCUUGGAAUUCGAAUCCACAGUCAGUAUCGUCCCAGAAAACUAUGUAUGGUACUCUUCCUCGUAAUGCCCAUUCCCAUAGUCUCCUACCUGAUUUAAAGACAUCGCAGUUUGAGCAUUCGUCCAACUACUCAACACUACCUACUAGGACGCGACAAGCAAGGCUACAGCGUUCAUACAAAUCAGCUUCAACCAUGAAUGAAAUGACUCCAACAACUGUUAGAACUAUUCCUAGUACUUCAUCCAGUGCUGACUUAGCCGAGACCAACUAUCAUGCCGGUCACAAAACCUUAUCAUGUACGGAUUUGCGUGGUGCAUCAUCGGUGGGUCUCGACGAGACGGUCACUCUUCGUAAGAGGGGAAUUGGUGAGGGUGAGAGGGCACAUUAUCCCUAUAGAGACAGACCUGCCUCUCUGUACAAAUCAUCCACAUUCGAUGACAGUCAAAUUGAUAUCGCUUUGAGAAGAACUUCGGGCGAAGCGCAGACUCUUCAUUCAAAGCCUCUUUCGGUGGUCUCUUCAUUUCCUUCUCAUUGCUCAUCCUCUACUAACACUCUUUCUUCUUCCUCUACUUACCUUGGUGCUGACCAUACCACACCUACCGUCUCUCCCAGUACCAUAACUCCUGCUACCACCUCCGUACUCUUCGUAGCCUCUUCUACCUGUAACCCCACAACACUUGACACCACAAGCGCCACCACCGCGCAGAGCAGCUUCAGCGUCAUUAACAGGCCUACGCGCUCUCUAUCGCUCAAGGAACGCAUAGCGAGGAACACCCGAGAUUGUGUGGUGGUUGGUGUCCAACCAGACACCAAUCAGUCAUCCACCACAACCACAUCCCCGAGUGCCACCACCAACUCCCCUACAUCCCCAGUUAUACCUACCCCUACUCCUACCACCACCUCGUUUUCUCUUAUUAAUUCUAAUUCUACAUCAUCUACUACCACUUCUACCUCUGAGAGUUUACCUACGACUUACUGCACUACCUCUACAUCUAGUACCUUACCUGCUAGUGUCGCCACCACUAGUUCCUGUACUACUGCUAGUGCAGUCACUACUUCUAGUGCCACAACUGCCACAGUCAAUAGCACGGCCACUAAGACCAGCAACUCUAGCAACGUCUCGCCCAACAGAGUUCUUUGCAGCAACGUCACUAUCAUCACCAGUGCUCCGAAUGCUGGUGCUAAACCAACGAAUCAAGCACCAACAAUCACAGCUGUCAAUACAACUGUCAAAAACAUCGACACGCCACCCACACCACCACCAAAACAACACUUGUCACCACCUACACCACCAGCAAGCACCGCUGCACCACCAACUACCACUAGCACUACCACAACCACCAGCACUAGCAGUGCUAGUCAAAUGACCGCGGCACUAGCUAAGAUGAGCCCAAGCAGCGUCAUCAAGAAUUUCUUCAAGUGCGUUGUUGUUGCUAAUGAUAACAACUGA
Molecule: messenger RNA, 4332 nt
Organism: Hyalella azteca
Lineage: Eukaryota; Metazoa; Arthropoda; Malacostraca; Amphipoda; Hyalellidae
Product: protein phosphatase 1 regulatory subunit 12A
Exons: 11
Coding region: 49-4332 (1427 amino acids)
Cellular component (GO): cytoplasm
Molecular function (GO): enzyme inhibitor activity; protein binding; phosphatase regulator activity
Source: RefSeq, a predicted model, not a curated record